Closterium sp. NIES-65 is the source of this 327-nucleotide messenger RNA. Lineage: Eukaryota; Viridiplantae; Streptophyta; Zygnematophyceae; Desmidiales; Closteriaceae. The record is from the annotation of a GenBank genome assembly.
AUGCUGCCUGUGCCUGUGCUACCCGUGCCUGUGCUGCCCGUGCUUGUGCUGCCUGUGCCUGUUGCUGCCCGUGCAUGUGCUGCCCUGUGCUGCCUGUGCCUGUUGCUGCCUGUGCCUGUGCUGCCCGUGCCUGUGCUGCCCGUGCCUGUGCUGCCUGUGCCUGUUGCUGCCCGUGCCUGUGCUGCCCUGUGCUGCAUGUGCCUGGUGCUGCUCGUGCCUCAUGCUUGCGCCCUCGUGCGCUCUGCUACUGUCUGCGCCCUCGUGCGCACUGUUUCUGCUCUCCCCCCCCCCCCCCCGUUUGCGGCUGUCGCUGAGGGGGGUGGUUGA